Molecule: messenger RNA, 3365 nt
Organism: Mauremys reevesii (Reeves's turtle)
Lineage: Eukaryota; Metazoa; Chordata; Testudines; Geoemydidae
Exons: 10
Coding region: 119-1582 (487 amino acids)
Source: RefSeq, a predicted model, not a curated record
GGGCCGGGCCUGCACGCACCGGCGGCAGGAAGUGCAGGGACCCGACCCCAGCCACGCCACCGCUAUUGCUCUUCAUCAUUUCCUAUGGGCAUGGAGUUUUGCUAGUAGAGCGGAGCGUAUGAAAAGUCAAGCUAUGAAAAACACCUUGAUGCAAGAUAGCGCUUACCAGACACUCUGUGCACUUUCUGCUCAGAAGAAUCCCAGGAAAAAAAGUGGAUUAUUUGAGACUACAAGUGCAAGAAAGCUGCAGACUUCCUUUCCUCCUAUUCACUUCAGUCUCAGUACCCCCUCCAGAUCUACGUACAAAAGCUGCAAGGAUUAUGUAUCAAAUCUAGAUGUUUCCAGAGACAUCCAGGGGCAGAAAAUCAACCUACCUCAAGUGGAGAAGCCAUCGGAGAAAAUUUCAGCACCCAUCCAGUCUGUUACUGCUGUGGAUAAAAGUAAAGUAACAACAGACCACAGUCGAUACCUCAGGGCUCGCUCAAACACUUUAGUAGUGCCUUUUCUUAGUACUAGAGAGAUUAAACUGGAAAACAAAUCCAGGUUAGAUUUGCCAUCUUCAAAGGUAGCAUCAGAAGGACUGUCAGCCAAGACACACAAAGUUCCAGAGUGUCCAAAUUGCAAAAAGGAAAGGAGGAUCCAAAAUGAGUACGACAAGUUCAUUUUGCAGUCAAAGAGGGACAAGGAGGCCUUGCAGAAGACGAUUGUGAAGCUAGAAGCUGAGCUGAAAAGAUAUGAAGAGCAUCAUAAACGAGCUCAAAGACAAGAGAGUGAAGUAACUGGCUCUGUGGAAGAACAGCAGUACCUGAGAGGGGAAGUUUCUCUUCUUGAUGGUUUGGAAGGAAUGUGUAAAAAUGAACUAGCAUAUAUGAGAAGCAGAUCAGACGUGAACAAACUGGAAGAGGAGAGCAAACGGAAGCGGCAACAAAUGGUAAAAGAUAGUUUGUUAGUUGAAAUGGAGGAGUUAAAAGCCCAGCUGCAAAGAAUUCAGAAUAAUGAGGAAAAACAAGCUCAGAUGACCAAAAUGAAGCAAAGCAAGUUGGUUCUUGAAAUGGAAGAGUUAAAGUCCCAACUUGAAAAAACAAAGGAGCGGGAAAGGCAAAAAGUAUCAGUUUUAGAAAAUGAGAAGGAUGCCUGUCUGAGGGAAAUAGCAGAAAUGAAAACUUGCAUUGAGAAGAUGGGCACAGAGAACAGUUCACUUAUGGAGAAAAUGAAAGCCUUGGAGAAUAGGUCUUCCUGUUGUUGUUUGGCUUCCGUGGCUCAUGGCAAUGCAGAAAUACUAACUAUUUCUCACCACAGCACAUUUAGUGUUGAUGCAGAAAGCCCUCAUUGCUUCAAUAGUUGUGGUGGUGCAACUUGCAAUUCUGGAACACAAAGGGGUAAAUGUGUUGCUGGGACAAGCUCAGUGGAGGAUGAUGAAAUCGGAAUGAAAGAGAUGUAUAAACAGCUGAAGAGAGAACGUAACCUUCUGCUUGAUGUCAUGCUACUUAUGUACACAAGACGAUGGUUUCUGGAAGAAGCAAUACCCUAUAUAAGAAGAACUCUUAGGAAAUGCGGAGUAAAUUCAGAAGACAGAAACUGAAACUCGGAUCUCUUAUCCAGUCAAAACACAAGAUUUAAUGUAAUAACUCACAACAGGGUUUGUUCUUGCUUCAGAGGGUUUGUCUACACUGCAAUUAGACAAGCGUGGCUGGUCCAUGCCAGCUGACUCGGGCUCGUGGGGCUCAGGCAUAGGGCUGUUUAAUUGUGGUGGAGACAUUUGGGCUCUGGCUACAGCCUGAGCUCCGGGAUCCUUCCACCUCACAGGGUCCUAGAGCCUGGGCCCCAGCCAAGUGUCUAUGCCAGAAUUAAACAACCUCUUAGACCAAGCCAACUGGCACAAGCCAGCUGUGCAUGUCUAAUUGCAGCAUAAACAUACUCAGAGAUCAGUGGGAGCAUAAUUAAAUCCAAUACUGUAGAAGCUUGAUUUUUAAACUUGUGUGCCUAACUUCAAGCACUCACGUGCCUGAAAUGGGUAUUUAAAGUGGGUGCUUAUAACACCCACAGAUCACACUUACAUCAACAUCUCUGAAAAAUCAUGCCCAAGGUGUCAAGUUAGUGUUUAAAAAUUGAGGCACCCAGAGAUCAGUGACCUCUUUUGAAAAUUUGGCUGGAGGGCAUCAGGUGGCUAAAUCAGAUCUCAUUGCCUCAUUUUAGGCAUCGUGUUACAAAGUUGGGCUCUUUGGUAUGAUCUGCCAAUGUUCUUCCCUUUUAGGACCAUACCACCUAGAUAGGUUCACAAAACUUCUACAGAUGUCAGAGGACAUGGGCAUACAAGGCACCAGCAUAAGGUUCUUAGCAGGUGAAAUUAUCUUCAUUUAUACUCAUGUGGACCCUACACUUCAGGGGUUUAUGUUAUAAAACUUUUUUUUGGUGGAGUUUGCUGCUGAUGUAAAACACACCCAUUAAGAUUACCCUGCACACCAAUAAAAGAUAGUUAGCUUGAUAAUUUAAACAAAUUACCUGGUCCUGAAUUCAGUCAGAAAUGAAUGCUUCAGUAGUACAUCUAAUACGUUUCUUCCGUAUUGUUAUACAGUUCUGCAUUGUACUGCUGCAGCCAUCUAAAUGACUGUGUAUGAGAGACAAAUAGGUCAUUCGACAACUAUUUAAAUACUUUCUAUAUUAAUGAACACAUUAACAUGGAGUUAACACACCUUGCCACCUGUCUAUGGUAGCACUGUAGAACCCCUUCAGUUGUUUUAUGCAUUUAUUUUGGUGAAAAUGCUGAACUGUUGAAACAACUUGUGGAGCUUAUAUUGGAUAACAAUAGUAAAGGAAACUUACAUCAUAUCCUGUUUCAGCAGCUCGUGUGUACUAUGAUUUUGGAAUUAUGCUGGGGAAGAUCUAUGACCUGUGUUACACAGGAGGUCAGACUAGAUGAUCACAAUGGGUCCCUUCUGGCCUUAGAAUCUACAAAUAUGUCAUAGAAUCAUAGAUUAUUAGGGUUGGAAGGGACCUCAAGAGAUCAUCUAGUCCAACCCCCUGCUCAAAGCAGGACACCUAUUGCAGAAAUUGAGGUUUCAAACCUUUGUUACCUGUCAGCUCUGUAUUCUUGGGGAACCAGGGUGCAGCACCCAGCCUGUUUGACUCAUGAAAGACCUCCCCCACCCCCCCAGCCUCUGCUUGAACCAAAGCCGAUCAGAAGAAGGACUUACAAAAAACAGCGAAAAGGCAGUGGGAGACACACCUAAACUCCUCCGGACAAGAGUGACAGGGUUAAGGAAACUCCCCUAGCCUCAUUUGCAUCAAAGAUGGGACAGGGAGGCAUCUCCAUUAGCAUACAGAAUGGAGAACAGAGAUUCCAAGGCAAGAAUCGCGCAGAACUC